This is a messenger RNA of Struthio camelus australis, 1833 nucleotides long. The record is from RefSeq and is a predicted model, not a curated record. NCBI's taxonomy places the organism in Eukaryota, Metazoa, Chordata, Aves, Struthioniformes, Struthionidae.
UGUGCCAGGUGUGCACAAGGGGCAGGUUAUACUUAGCUGAUCAACUGGCCUAUUACCUUCAGAACUUGUGCUGCUGGUUUGAGUAUUUUCAUUGAUACAAGCAUACGACAAACGCAUUCAAGCAGAUUGAGAGUUUAAGAAAAGGAGUUCAGUUGGAUUUGGGGGUUGUAGGUGAAUGUUGUGGUUAGAAAACAUGCUAUUGACGCUAUUUUUUUUUCUUUUUUUAGGGCAGGUUAAAGUAUUCAGAGCCCUGUACACGUUUGAGCCCAGAACGCCAGAUGAACUGUACUUUGAAGAAGGAGAUAUCAUUUACAUCUCAGACAUGACUGAUACAAAUUGGUGGAAAGGAACUUGCAAAGGGAGAACUGGAUUAAUUCCAAGCAACUACGUGGCAGAACAAGCUGAGUCUAUUGAUAACCCAUUGCAUGAAGCUGCCAAACGAGGCAACCUAAGCUGGUUGAGAGAGUGUUUGGAUAACCGAGUUGGGGUCAAUGGCUUAGACAAAGCUGGAAACACAGCUCUGUACUGGGCAUGCCAUGGAGGGCAUAAAGAUAUAGUGGAUGUUCUGUUUACCCAGCCAAACCUAGAGCUAAACCAGCAGAACAAAUUGGGAGACACAGCUUUGCAUGCUGCUGCAUGGAAAGGUUAUGCAGAUAUUGUAGAGGUGCUGCUGGCAAAGGGGGCAAGAACAGAUCUGAAAAACAAUGAGAAGAAACUGGCUUUAGACAUGGCGACCAAUGCAGCUUGUGCUUCCCUGCUUAAGAAGAAACAAAGUGCAGGUACAGUGCGAACAUUAAGUAAUGCAGAGGAAUACCUCGACGAUGAGGACUCCGAUUAGCUUUUUUUCAUUCUGUCUUAAGAACUAUAACCUCUGUUGCCUAUGUCGUUCCCAGAUCAUAUCUUUGCUACUGUAAAAAUAUCCUAUUUAGAGUAUUUCAGUCUUCCGGUAUAGCAUGUAAAUAAGAAGGUGAAAUCUUGGCUUUCCAAAGAACCUUCGUGUGUGCCAGAAGAUACUGCGUUUUAAGUCAGAGUUCCUUUGGAAUCAUCGAACAGAGGAAGAAUGGCAUCCCCUAAGAGAGGGACCUUCCCUCUCUUAUUGGUUGAAUGGGCAAAGGACAGAGUCUUCUAAACCCACAGCUUUCAUACCAGGCCUUCCCAGCAAGUGCCUUGUGUCUCUGGAUUACGCUCCUCAAAGCUAAAGAUCCCUCUGGGACAGCAGGACACUGUUGUUAGCAUUCCCCAUCUCUUGGUAUAGGUUCCUGUGAGCAGAUAAAAUCAUGUUAUCUGUCAGCUAGUACUGACUCUGCCGUGAAUAGAGAUGCUGCUAUAGAAAGUGGCCACCUUUGCUGUCACAGAGCCAGAAAGACAGCAAAGGGUUUGGGGCGGGGGGUGGGGGUGUGGUGGGAUCCCCCCCCCCCAAUUGCCCUCAGUGUAUGCAGUAGAAUGACGUGGAAGGAUCUGUCCCUGGAUGCUUUGUCUUUCCUACUGCUAUGGGACCAAUCCUGAAAUGUUAGCUCAGGUGAAAUGAUUGCUGAAGUCAAUUUUGCUUGAGGAAUAUACUUAAUUUUGGACUCAGUGAUUUGAUUAUUUUGCUUUUUGAAAUGCAUUUAUGUUGAAACUAUUAGCAGUGAAAGGAAGACAGAAUAUUUUUCUAUUUAUCCUGCCUAAAUUUUUUUUUUUUUACUUGCUUUUAUUUUUCAAGUGUUCUGGUAUUUUAUCCUAAAUUACCUCAAAGCUUAAAUAUUUUUGAAGGAGUGGGGAAGGUGUAUAUUGAACAUACCACAGGUAUCAUGAGAAGAGAUGUCCUAAUCUGAAUAAACAUUUAAAAAAAUU